AUGCUCUCCGUACGCUCCCAGUGCCUCCUGGCGAUGCUCGCAUCAAGCAUCGUCAGCGCGGCACCCUACAAUACCUUCGACGGGCCAGGCUUUCCCGCCUGCAACGAAGUUACCGCAGUCCACAACGCAACCAGCGUGGAUGAAAUCCAGUCCCUUGUCAAGGAUGCCAUCGCCUCCGGCCAGAAGAUCCGUGCCUCGGGCAAAGGCCACAUGUGGUAUGACACAAUGUGCUCCGACGACCCGAACACGGUCAUCAUUCGCACCGAAGACGUCAAUGAUAUCUCCGAGUUCGACCUCGACGCUGGGUCCGUGGUGAUCGAGGCCGGCGUGACAUUCUUGCAGUUGGCUGAGUAUCUUCACGCGAGGGGGGCGUCGGCUGGGUACACGCUCGUGAACUGGAACAUCACCCUUGCGGGUUGCGUCGCCAUGGGAGCGCAUCGGUCUUCGAUCCGUGAGGACUCGAUGGUUGCUGCCGGCGUGCUUGAAUUGGAUAUUAUCGACGGCAACGGGGAACUGAGACAUCUCGUGAGGGACAACGAUGACGAUACGUGGCUCGCUGCUUCGACGUCCCUAGGUCUGUUGGGUGUCAUUGUGCGGAUGAAGUUCAAGAUCUACCCCGACUUCAAGGUCUAUGCUCAGCAGAAGACACUCGAAGAAAGCGAGGUGCUUGACGGCAACAUCUAUGGCCUGAUUGCACCUUAUGCAACAGCCAACUUCUGGUGGUGGCCGUACAAGCGCAAAUUCCACCACCGCUAUUACGACGUCGUCCCCACAAACACCAGCGACCAGCAAGGCUUCCAAAACACCUUUUCCGUCACCGACCUUGAGGGCACCACCGCCCGCACCCUCCUCGACAGCGGCCGCUACCUCGCAACCUCCAACUUGCUAGCCGAGGAGAUCUUCUUCGGGCUCUGGUCCAAGCCCAACUUCCGCGAGAAGACGACCAACGAGCCCAUUGAAGAAUGGCCUGUCUAUGGCUGGAACUACGACGUGCUCAUCGGGGGCUUGUACCCGGACCAGAGGCCCCUGUGGGAGGUUGGCGUCCAGGGGUACACGCUCGAGCUGGCGUUCCCUAUCACGCAGGCCAACGCCAUGCUGAAGCGCGUGCGGCAGCUGUUUGACGACGAGGCGAAGAAGCUCAUCGUCAUGACGUCUACGUACCGCAGCGGCAUCAAUAUCAAGUUUGGGCGGCCGUAUUUCGAUCUCCUGGGCCAGGUCACGUACGGCACCUCUGACGGCGCGGAUUGGAGCAAGGGGGUCAUUAUGCUCGACUUUCCCACCUUUCGACCUACCGUUGGCGACCACAGCAGGUUCAACGAGCCCUUUUAUCACAAUCUUGCCAAAGUACUCAUUGACGAGUUCCCCUGCCGCCCGCACUGGACCAAGAAUACCCGAGAGGUUUUGGCCCAGGCUGCGAAAAACAUUGAUCCCGAUCAUAUUGCCCGCUUCAAAGCUGUCAGGGAGCAGUUUGACCCGGACGGGGUUUUCAAGAGCGUUGUUGGUGAGGCCAUUGGGGUUUACUAG
Messenger RNA from Colletotrichum orchidophilum, 1524 nucleotides. RefSeq lists its product as uncharacterized. Gene Ontology annotation, molecular function: D-arabinono-1,4-lactone oxidase activity; FAD binding. The transcript has 5 exons. The record is from RefSeq and is a predicted model, not a curated record. Gene Ontology annotation, cellular component: membrane. The coding region runs from base 1 to 1524 and encodes 507 amino acids. Lineage: Eukaryota; Fungi; Ascomycota; Sordariomycetes; Glomerellales; Glomerellaceae.